Messenger RNA from Xiphophorus hellerii (green swordtail), 2056 nucleotides. It is a transcript of the gene wdr5, whose product is annotated as WD repeat domain 5. Bases 226 to 1227 code for a protein of 333 amino acids. The transcript has 14 exons. The record is from RefSeq and is a predicted model, not a curated record. Gene Ontology annotation, molecular function: histone binding. Gene Ontology annotation, cellular component: Set1C/COMPASS complex. Lineage: Eukaryota; Metazoa; Chordata; Actinopteri; Cyprinodontiformes; Poeciliidae.
CAGAAUCUUAGCAGACCACAUUCCCCGCUUCUCCUUCUCCUCGCAGGUCCUCCCAGCUCAACGCAAACAUUAAGAAGCGAGCUGCUUGGCUUAGCCGCUCAGCAGGGCCUUUUCCUUCACUGUGCGGGUUUUCCUCCCCUCUUUCUUACUUUCCGAUGAAAUAAUAUCUGACUGUGCAGCAGCAUCAAUCCUCGUUAGCGUCAAAUCAAUGUUAGUGUCCUCACCAUGGCAACAGAAGACAAGAAACCAGAAACUGACACUAAGCCUCCAGUGGUUCCAUCAGCGUCUGCCAGCCAAAGCAAGUCUGCCCCUGCGAAGCCAAACUACAGCCUGAAAUUCACAUUAGCAGGACACACCAAGGCCGUGUCGUCCGUCAAGUUCAGCCCGAGCGGAGAAUGGCUCGCCAGCUCAUCUGCUGAUAAACUCAUAAAAAUCUGGGGCGCGUACGAUGGAAAGUUUGAGAAAACCAUCUCUGGACACAAGCUGGGCAUCUCUGACGUGGCGUGGUCCUCGGACUCCAACCUGCUGGUGUCGGCGUCCGACGACAAAACCCUGAAAAUCUGGGACGUCAACUCGGGAAAGUGCUUAAAAACCCUGAAGGGCCACAGCAACUACGUGUUCUGCUGCAACUUCAACCCGCAGUCCAACCUCAUCGUGUCGGGAUCGUUCGACGAGAGUGUGAGGAUAUGGGACGUGAAGACUGGGAAGUGUUUGAAAACACUGCCGGCUCACUCCGAUCCCGUCUCUGCUGUUCACUUCAACAGAGACGGCUCUCUGAUCGUGUCCAGUAGCUACGACGGACUCUGCCGAAUCUGGGACACGGCGUCGGGGCAGUGUUUAAAAACUCUCAUCGACGAUGACAACCCUCCUGUGUCGUUUGUGAAGUUUUCUCCCAAUGGGAAGUACAUCCUGGCUGCUACUCUGGAUAACACGCUGAAGCUGUGGGACUACAGCAAAGGAAAGUGCUUGAAGACGUACACAGGCCAUAAGAACGAGAAGUACUGCAUUUUUGCUAAUUUCUCUGUCACCGGAGGGAAGUGGAUUGUGUCCGGCUCUGAGGACAACAUGGUUUACAUCUGGAACCUGCAGACGAAGGAGAUCGUGCAGAAACUGCAGGGCCACACAGACGUCGUCAUUUCGACCGCCUGCCACCCGACAGAGAACAUCAUCGCAUCUGCUGCUUUAGAAAACGACAAAACCAUCAAGCUAUGGAAAAGCGACUGCUAAUUCAGUUUUUGGGAUAUUUUUGGCCUAUUCACCUUUCUAUAUAAAUAUAUGUUGUUUUUUUUUUUCUACAUUGUGUUGCAAGACAAGAGGACCUUUUUUUUUUUUUUUUUUUUUUUUUUUUUUUUAAUGGAGCUCCGGAUGGAUGCAGAGAACUGUACCUGAAGUUCAGUAAGGAGUAGCAAACCCGUCAACCACACAUCGGCUUCGCAGUGCAGAUCUUCCUCACGUCUGAAGUGCGUCACGUUUAUUCGUCUCCUUAAAGAAAGCAAGUAAAUCGUGUUAAACCUUCAGCUGCUUCAGUAUUUUUGACUCUGCCUCUCUGUUUUUAACAGCUUCUGUACAAUAAACGUAAUUGUUUCCAGGCUUGUUGUUCCUCGAAUUCCUGUGUGACUGUAAAGAACCAUUUAAAUGAAGAGGGGAUAUUUACAUUAACCUUCAGUCUUAAUGAAAUGGGGGAGAAAAAAAAAAAAAGCCGCAUCAAUAUUGCAUUUUUAUCUUCCCUAAACGUCGGAUCUUUGUGCCACUUUUUGUUUUUUUCAAAAAAUGCCUCAGAAACUGAGUUUAACUUGGUGUGGAAAGUUAAUUUUAAAACUUGUUUUAAUAUUUUAUUUUAGCAUAAUUGUACGAGCAACCAGUCACAAUUCUUGUGUUCCAUUUGUACAUAUGAACUGAUUUUUUUUUUUUUUGGGUUGCUUAUGCUCUACUAGUACACACCUGUGUGAAAACAACAAGCAACAUCCGAUUUCUGUAGUUAAUCUGGAUUUCAGUGGAAUACUUGUUUGCAGCUCUCAGAUAUAAUCUGCAGCCUAAUAAAGUUUUGUAUGUUUCA